Coprinopsis cinerea okayama7#130 is the source of this 1830-nucleotide messenger RNA. RefSeq lists its product as hypothetical. Lineage: Eukaryota; Fungi; Basidiomycota; Agaricomycetes; Agaricales; Psathyrellaceae. The transcript has 19 exons. Bases 1 to 1830 code for a protein of 609 amino acids. The record is from RefSeq and is a predicted model, not a curated record.
AUGAAGGAAAUCGGUGGAAGCCUCCCAGGACAUAAAACCUGGGUGGCUGCCCCUCCCUUCUUUCCUUCCCUCAUCCUACUCAACCUCACACUGCUCCCAGCACUGGUAGACGUCGAAGCCUCAAAAAAACCGUUAGAAACCAAGUACAAAAUUCGAACGCACGCCAUGCCACCCAAGGCUGGAUCAACGUCGAAAACCAAGAGCGCAGAGCAAAAGGCGCAAGAGCAGCAGGGACGAAAGCUCAGGGCGGAGGAAAGGGAGAAGUCGAGGCAGAAGAAGACCGCCCAGGAAGGGGGAGGCAAGGAAGGGGCAGGGAAGGGAAAGGGCAAGGGUACCAAGAGAAAGAUUACCAGCCGGGCCUUCAUCGAUUCGGACGAAGAGGGUGAGGAAGGAGGGGAAGGAGGUACCAAGAAGCCGGAAGGGCCUCCAUCGAAGAAGGCAAAGACCACCGCUGAUGCUGGAGGCACGGCGACAGGCCAGAUGGGCGAUGAGCAAGGGGGGGCUGCUGGUGGAGGUACGGCGACAGGUGACAAGGGAGAUGAGCAGGGCGGGGCUGCUGCUGGAGGCACGGCGACAGGUCAGACGGGCGAUGAGCAAGGGGGGGCUGCUGGUGGAGGUACGGCGACAGGGGACAAGGGAGAUGAGCAGGGUGGGGCUGCUGGUGGAGGUACAGCGACAGGUCAGAUGGGCGAUGAGCAAGGCGGGGUUGCUGGUGGAAGUACGGCGACAUGUGAGAAGGGUGAUGAGCAAGGCGGGGUUGCUGGUGGAAGUACGGCGACAGGUGAGAAGGGUGAUGAGCAAGGCGGGGGAGGCAAAGGGAAACAGAAACAAAAGACUCCUGUGAGCGCAGCAAAGGCCAGGCCACCGAGGAGGCUAUCUGGAGAUAGUGGAAAGCCAGACAAGGGAAAGAAAAAAGUUGAUAAAGUUAUUGUCCAGAGCGAGUCAGCUGUACAGACCCUUGAAGACAUGCUCGCUGCGAGGGCUAGCGCUGCUGGCCCUACCAUCAAGUUCCAAAUGAUCGCAAGUGAAGCGCACAUGGGUAUGGCCAUGCUGUACGUUGGCGCCGGUCCGUUACUGGGGAAGGAGGGUGCGUCGUUCGAGGAGGCGGAUAGCUUCGCCCAGUCGGCGAUAUAUCAGUGGGUUAAAAACGGCGACGAGAAAUACUUUAAAAGUGUCAUUCCAUUCUCCCUUCGCCAUUUCAACCAUCGCCCGAUCGAACAAUCAGUUUUCGACGACCUCUACAACAAGGGUAAAGAGCUCCUAACCCAAUCCCCAGAGCACGCCAUCAUUAUUGCUCUACCAGGCCGCAUCGUCAACAAAGAGAAGUCGUUCCCCUCCCCCACUUCCGCCAAUCCCAACAAGCUGAAGCAACUCGUCCUCAACUUGGAAGAGCUCAUGAAGCUUAAGGAGGAGAACCCCGACAUUGUCAUCUACCUCGUUAAUGGCGCGCAUCGAGUCGAAGUCACUCGAGCACUUAUGAAGGCUUCGCGCGAGAGUUGGGGAAACCUGUUGGUCACGGCAGCCAACGUCAAAGAUUCGGAGGAAAAGAAGAAGACCUUGGAGCAAAUUCGUAAAGUCACGGAGCUGUUGGAGCAGGCUGGAAGCUGGUGUGCGAGGGUUUAUGACUUGGACAAGAUGAACGCGUCGGGCCACGGCGAGGAGAGUUCCUUGUCGUACCCUCAAAGUACCUUGAAGUACGUUAUCGUACCCUCAAAGUACCUUAUCAUACCCUCGAAGUACCUUACGCAGUACCUCGUCGUACCCAGGCUGUACCUCAAAUUCCCUUCCAACUACAUUCAACAUCGCAUUGAUACCCUCUUUGUAACCUAA